CGCCGAUGCGCGUUUGGGACUUGGAGCCGAGAAUGUUAUUCGGUUACUAUUUACUUACACAUUUUUCAAUUGAUUCUAUGAAGUGGUACCUGGUUGUGUUUAAACCUUUUAGAUGACGCUGGCUGAAUGACGGUCGAUCCUCAAUAACCUUUCUGUGUAAUCCUUCGGUGCGGUGGGAAUCAUCAUGGCAGCGAUACCGGCGGCUGAGAAGAAGAAGCCGAGUGUGCUACGGUCAAUCAUUGCUGGUUCUACCGCUGGAGCAGUUGAAAUUGCCAUCACCUAUCCCGCCGAAUUCGCGAAGACACGAACACAACUCAACCGACAACUAGCCGAUGGCAAGAAACUACCGUGGCCGCCGUUUGGAGCCCAAUGGUACGCCGGCUGCACGACCCUGAUCAUAGGGAACUCCAUAAAGGCGGGCGUCCGAUUUGUUGCAUUCGACUACUACAAGGAGCUUCUGGCCGACCAGAAUGGCAAGACCUCAAGAAUAGGCAAUGUUGCAGCCGGUUUUGGUGCCGGUGUGACAGAGUCAAUGUUAGCUGUCACCCCCUUCGAGAGUAUAAAAACGCAACUCAUCGAUGAUCGCAAAUCGGGGAAACCCCGAAUGAGAGGCUUCUUACACGGAACCGGCGUCAUCGCAAGGGAAAAGGGAAUUCGUGGAUUCUUCCAAGGUUUCGUACCGACCACCGCUCGACAGGCAGCGAAUUCUGCGACCAGGUUUGGAAGCUAUACGACCCUCCGCCAGAUCGCGCAAGGUUACGUUGCUCCUGGCGAGAAGUUAGGGACAGUUAGCACCUUCGGGAUCGGUGCGGUGGCCGGUGUGAUCACGGUUUAUGUGACGAUGCCGUUGGAUACUAUCAAGACCCGAAUGCAAUCAAUUGAGGCACGAAAAGAAUAUAAGAACAGCUUCGUUUGCGCCGCGAGGAUAUUUAGGGAGGAGGGGAUGUUGACGUUCUGGUCCGGGGCAGUCCCACGGUUGGCAAGGUUGAUAUUGAGCGGCGGCAUUGUCUUCACGAUGUAUGAGAAAUCCAUGGAACUUAUGGACAAGGUGGAUCCGGAAAAGAAGUACAUAUAGAUUUGACCCGAGCCAUUGGAAAUGUAAAAACAUCGUUUGGCACACACUUUGAUUGUCCAUGAAAUAUGUUUGUAUAAUAAGGUAUUCCGGACACUCCAAGCCGCUACUUUAUUAUAUCAUAUAGGUCUCGGAAUGGAUGCUUUGAGUAACUCCAUAUCAUCCUCCGUUUCAAGUCCAUAGAGUAAGGGAUCCCAGCCAUAAUCCCCAUUAUUAGGUACUUUUCCUCGGAGUCAGAUUUUCAAACAUAGAGUAUUACUCGUCAGCCAUGCCUAAUAUACGUGGUGUCCCUGCCGGGGAGGAGGC
Eremomyces bilateralis CBS 781.70 is the source of this 1378-nucleotide messenger RNA. RefSeq names its product mitochondrial tricarboxylate transporter. Gene Ontology annotation, biological process: mitochondrial citrate transmembrane transport. The record is from RefSeq and is a predicted model, not a curated record. The transcript has 8 exons. Lineage: Eukaryota; Fungi; Ascomycota; Dothideomycetes; Eremomycetales; Eremomycetaceae. The coding region runs from base 185 to 1075 and encodes 296 amino acids.